AUGAACUCUACAACAGAACUCAGCAACAGGACGGACGGUGUAGAUGGUUCGGAAACUUGGGAGGAGCUACUACAGAACUGCAGCUCAUCUAGCACUACCAACAAGACUUCACAAGUGAAUGAAAACGUAACUUCAACUUCAUUUGUAUGCGCUGAAGUUGGAGAGAGAAAAGACCCGGAAAGUUUCUUGUACGGGAGUCGCGUUCGAUACCUUGGGGUGUUGCUCGUUUUGAAUGCAAUUUCAGUCGGGUCGGUUGUGGCCAACAGUCUACCCUUAGCGGCCAUCAUCAAAUACGAGGCGCUGCACAAACCGGUCUUCAUACUGAUGGCCAACAUGGCAGCAAGUGACAUUGUGGCUGGGGUAUGCUUCCUCUGUGUGGGUGUCACCGCCUACAUUUACGCAAAAGCUGGAAUUCCUCCUCCCAAUGCCUUGUACCGUUUCCUCCCUACUUCUUUCCUCCUCUCGGCGCUGUCCUCCUCCUACAGCCUGUUGGCGCUAACGGCUGAGCGCUACUGGUUCAUCGUCCACGGCCUGACGUACGAGGACAAGAUCACCAACGACAGAUGUAAGGUCGCCAUCAUCGUGGUCUGGCUGUUGAGCAGCAUCUUGGCGCUGCUGCCUGUGUUUGGAUGGAGCUGUACGUUCCCGUCCCAGGUAGGGUGUUCCCAGUAUGGCGGAGGCACUCCACAAAGUUACCUGGUCCUGAUCCUGAUUCUCGUCUUCAUCCCGAUGGCGGCGAUCGUGUUCUUCAACCUUGGCGUGUUCCGGUGCCUGUGGCGGCAGGUUAGCGACAUCAGGCGACAGGAAGCCGCGGUGCAGGCCGAGCCGAGUACCAGCAGAAAAUCAGCCGUCACCAUUCUCAUCAUCACCAUCGUGUUUCUGGUGAGUUGGCUCCCUUACAGCGCGGUGGUGGCUAACGAAGUGUUCUGUAAAGAAGAUUGUAACGACAUGGAUCAAUCGAUGAUAGGACUUGUCAUCUUGAACUCCGCGGUCAACCCCAUCAUCUACGGCUUCCGUCUGAAGGAAAUUCGCCGCAAUGUGAAGCGCCUUUUCGUCGGCAACGCCGUGAAUGGUGGGGUGAUGAAUGCAUGGAGUCCAUAG
Branchiostoma floridae (Florida lancelet) is the source of this 1101-nucleotide messenger RNA. Its product is annotated as G-protein coupled receptor 6-like. The record is from RefSeq and is a predicted model, not a curated record. Bases 1 to 1101 code for a protein of 366 amino acids. Gene Ontology annotation, biological process: G protein-coupled receptor signaling pathway. NCBI's taxonomy places the organism in Eukaryota, Metazoa, Chordata, Leptocardii, Amphioxiformes, Branchiostomatidae. The transcript has a single exon. Gene Ontology annotation, molecular function: G protein-coupled receptor activity. Gene Ontology annotation, cellular component: membrane.